AUGGUGGUAUCACUUGGUGCUCCCAUAGGAGUCAUCCUUCUACAAAAAUGCUGCAGCCUCGGCAAAUAUCGAAGAGUUAUUUAUCAAGCAAGCGUUCUACUCCUGACUUUUGCUGCUUAUACAACUUUUCAUCUGUCAAGGCGUCCGUUAGCUGUUGUGAAGAAUUCCCUAAACCAAGAUUGUAGUAAGCUAACUCCCCCACCAGAUAUAGUAUUGAAUAAUUUGACCAGACACAACUGGUGUGAUUGGGCUCCAUUUGACCAGAAAAAUGCUAACAGAUUGCUGGGAAUUUUGGACUCUGUUUACGUCUUUGCUUACGCAAUAUGCAUGUUUAUUAGCGGCAUGUUGGCAGAACGAAUAGAUCUUCGAUAUUAUUUGACUCUCGGUAUGCUUAUAAGUGGGUUAUUUACUUACCUUUUCGGACUUGCUUUUUACCUUGAUAUUCAUAGUUAUACGUUUUUCAUCAUUGUCCAAAUACUCGCUGGAGCGGUGCAGUGCACAGGCUGGCCUGGUGUUGUGGCUUGCGUCGGCAACUGGUUCGGCAAAGGAAGACGUGGCCUCAUUUUUGGCGUAUGGAAUGCACAUUUAUACGUUGGAAACAUAUUAGGCGCUUAUAUUGCUGGCUAUUUCGUUGUACAAAAUUGGGGCUUAUCUUUCAUAGUACCUGGAGCUAUCGUCGGACUUGUUGGCUUUCUAAUGUUCCUUUUUCUUGUGCCACAUCCUGAAGACGUGGAUUUGCCAGCAGUGAAUCAUCGCAAAUCGACCAGCAAAAGUGAUGCCUCUCCGAAUAUGCUGUAUCCGAAUAAUGAUCCAGAAAUUAAAAAUGGUAUCAUAGCAGUUCAAGAAAGUAACGGCUACACCGAAAAAACUCCUUUAUCUAUUAAAUCCAGUGAAGCUCAACCGCAACGGGGCAAAAGAAAAGCAAUAACAUUCUGGGAGGCUGUGAAAAUUCCCGGUGUCAUCGAAUUCUCAUUGUGUCUGUUUUUUUCGAAGCUGGUUUCGUACACUUUUCUCUUUUGGUUGCCAAGAUAUUUAGCUCAUGCAACGGGGGUUGGAUCUCAAGCGUCCGCAUAUCUUUCCAUAGCAUUUGAUGUUGGUGGAAUACUCGGAGGGGUUGCAGCUGGCAUCAUAUCCGACUACACUGGAGCAAAUGGUUUGACGUGUGUAUGCUUCCUAGGACUGGCAGUACCUUCAUUAUUUAUCUUCGAAGCUUACGGCAAUGUGAGCAAGGCUUCUAAUAUUAUCUUACAGCUCAUAUGUGGUGCCUUAGUCAAUGGACCUUAUGCUUUAAUCACUACAGCAGUAUCAGCAGAACUUGGAACUCACGAAAGCAUUAAAAACAACUCGAAAGCUCUAUCAACAGUGACGGCCAUAAUUGACGGUACAGGAUCAAUUGGUGCAGCUAUUGGACCGCUUCUAGCAGGUAUGGUGUCCGAGUUAUCUUGGUCGUAUGUAUUUUACAUGAUGAUGGUAGCAGACUUUUGCGCUUUAAUAUCCCUUUCGAGGACUGCUAUUAAAGAAGCAAAGCAAUGUCAUGCUUUUAAAAUGAAAUGUAUCAUUCCAUUUACUUGUUGUAGGUCAGAUCAAACUCCUUAUCAGCAAAUUGGAUAAGUCUUCAA
Molecule: messenger RNA, 1619 nt
Organism: Uloborus diversus
Lineage: Eukaryota; Metazoa; Arthropoda; Arachnida; Araneae; Uloboridae
Gene: MFS16
Product: glucose-6-phosphate exchanger SLC37A2-like
Exons: 1
Coding region: 1-1611 (536 amino acids)
Biological process (GO): transmembrane transport
Cellular component (GO): membrane
Molecular function (GO): transmembrane transporter activity
Source: RefSeq, a predicted model, not a curated record